Aureobasidium pullulans EXF-150 is the source of this 2226-nucleotide messenger RNA. Its product is annotated as initiation factor 2. Gene Ontology annotation, molecular function: translation initiation factor activity; GTP binding; GTPase activity. Gene Ontology annotation, biological process: translational initiation. The record is from RefSeq and is a predicted model, not a curated record. NCBI's taxonomy places the organism in Eukaryota, Fungi, Ascomycota, Dothideomycetes, Dothideales, Saccotheciaceae. Bases 25 to 1791 code for a protein of 588 amino acids. The transcript has 3 exons.
CUGACAAACGUUACCUACCAAGAGAUGGCUGAGAAGAUGGGGGAACUUGGCUUCGAGAACACAUCGCAUGACCACGUCUUGGGUGCCGAAGAGGCAGGUCUGAUCGCUAUGGAGUACAACUUUGAUCCUACCCUGGGUGCCCAGGAUAAAGCCGAGGCCGAAGAGCGUGAUCUGAAGCCUCUGCCUGAACCGGAAGCUGAGGACAAGGAGUUCUUGCCCGUUCGCCCUCCUGUUGUCGCAAUCAUGGGGCACGUCGAUCACGGAAAGACCACCAUUCUGGAUUAUCUUCGCAAAUCAUCUAUCGCUGCUACCGAGCACGGAGGUAUCACACAGCACAUUGGUGCCUUCAGCGUUGCUCUUUCAAGCGGCAAGACCAUCACUUUCCUCGACACACCCGGUCACGCGGCUUUCUUGGAGAUGCGGAAGCGUGGUGCAACUGUGACUGACAUCAUCAUUCUGGUCGUUGCAGCUGACGACUCGGUGAAGCCGCAGACUAUUGAAGCUAUCAAGCACGCUCAAUCUGCAAACGUGCCCAUCAUCGUCGCUGUCAACAAGAUCGACAAAGAGGAAGCCAACGUCGACCGCGUCAAGCAAGAUCUCGCUCGCCAUGGAGUUGAGAUCGAAGACUUUGGCGGCGAGACUCAGGUCGUGCCCGUAAGUGGCAAGACUGGCCAAGGUAUCGACGAGCUCGAAGACGCCGCAGUCACGCUUUCCGAAAUCUUGGACCACCGCGCCGAUACCGAGGGUCAAGUUGAAGGCUGGGUUCUCGAAGCCACGACCAAGAAGGCAGGCCGUGUAGCUACUGUGCUCGUCCGUCGUGGUACCAUCAAACCAGGUACCAUCAUCGUAGCAGGUAAGACAUGGGCUCGUGUCCGCAGUCUUCGCAACGAAGCCGGUGUCACCCAAAUGUCCGCAGGCCCUGGUACGCCUGUCGAAGUCGACGGCUGGCGCGACCAACCUUCUGCUGGUGAUGAAGUCCUCCAAGCACCCAACGAGCAGAAAGCUGCCGAUGUUGUUGCCUUCCGUGACGAAUUGGAAGAACGCAUUCGCAUGGCUGAAGAUAUGGAAAAGAUCAACACCCAGCGCCGUGAGCAACAGGUCCAGCGUGAUGCGACCAAGGAAGCCGCCGCCGCCGAAAAAGCAGCCAGAGCCCAAGGCACUGAAACUGUGCCAUUUAUCAUCAAGGCCGAUGUCAGUGGCAGUGUUGAAGCCGUCUCUGCUUACCUACUCCAAAUGACCAACCCUCUGUGCUCGCCAACUUUGCUUCGUGCCUCAGUCGGUCCUGUCACCGAGUUCGAUAUCGAGCAUGCUGACGCAGCCGGCGGGCACAUCAUCUCCUUCAAUCUACCCAACGAUCCCGACUCAGCCGGUCGUGCUGAACGCAAGGGCAUCAAAAUUCUGGAGCAGAACGUCAUCUACCGCAUUGUCGACGAUGUACGCGCCGUACUCGAGGAGAAACUACCAUCGCAGAAGAUCCAAAAGGUCACCGGUGAAGCCGAAGUGGCCAUGAGCUUCGAAAUCGGUGUUGGCGGACGCAAGAAGAUGAAGAUUGCAGGCUUGAAGGUCAGAAACGGUGUUGUGGCCCGAGGCUCUAGAGUCAGAGUCACGAGAGGAGAGGAGAGAGUUUAUGAUGGCAUCGUGACCAGUCUCAAGAACGUCAAAAAGGAUGUUCAGGAGAUGCGCAGGGGUACCGAGUGUGGUAUGGGAUUCGAAGGCUGGGAAGGCUUCGAGACUGGAGACAUGAUCCAGACUUUUGAGGAGAAGACUCAGAAGCGCACGCUGCCGAUUUAGAGGAAGAAUUAUAGUGUAAGAGUAUAUUUGGGAGUUGAGCAUAUCUGUGCAUAUGAAGGUCUGUAAAGUAGAAGCAUGGCAUGCACAGCGGCGUUAACAUAGAUGUAAGGGCACAUGAAUUGCACAAGAACCGAGCUCUCAGCCUAGCAAAGGCUCCUUGCAACAUAGCAGUCAAAAGGCACAAUGAUUUUCGGAUUUUAAUGCAGGUCCGAAGAAAUCGAGGGGCAGUAUCGCUCUCAAUGGACAUGUACCUUGAUUAUCAAAAGCAUCUUGCCUUUUUACAGCCAAGGUUGCAAGGCCUUAUAGGCGAGAGGGAGUUUGGUGCUGGGUCAAUUUCUUUGCGGCUACGUCUACGUUAUUUUUUGUUUUCAUGUAGCAUUACCUCGACUCUUGACUUUAGUGUAUAUAGAUCCUCCCCGUGUGCUAAAACCUGUC